AUGGGGCAAUUCGACUGGUUCGGGAGCAUCGGCGCGACGCCGGAGGCUGUUGCCGUACUCAACGACCAGCCCAUCCUCUUCACCAUCCUCCUCAUUGUCCUUCCAGAACAAAAGAAGAAGAAGGAAAAGAAGAAGCCGGCGCCAAAGAAAUGA
Molecule: messenger RNA, 153 nt
Organism: Chaetomium fimeti
Lineage: Eukaryota; Fungi; Ascomycota; Sordariomycetes; Sordariales; Chaetomiaceae
Exons: 2
Coding region: 1-153 (50 amino acids)
Source: RefSeq, a predicted model, not a curated record